ACAUGAAGCAUCGACAGUCAUCAGUGGGACGGCAGGUGAAGCGGCAGCAUCACUCCAGUUAUUUCUAAACUCGAGGUGCAAGAAGUUAGGAGUCGUCUUUCUGAAGCGGACCCGGUCAUUUCAGACGAGUCGAGGCCCGGUGUUUAAAGCUUCGUGGUCAGAAUGUGUUCGGGCGGUUUCGCCAAAUGUCUGGGCAUCAGCCUGAUGCCGCUCGCCAUCGUGUGUGUGCUCUGCAACAUCCUGCUCUUCUUCCCCGGCGGGAAGGUUGCAGAUAAGGACAACAUCACAGACGAGGUUUGGUACUUUGGAGGCAUCCUGGGAUCCGGUGUGCUGAUGAUCUUCCCAGCUCUCGUCUUUCUGGGUUUGAAGAACAAUGACUGCUGCGGUUGCUGUGGAAACGAAAGCUGUGGGCGAAGAUUUGCGAUGCUGAGCUCCAUACUGUUUGCGGCUGUCGGUGCGCUUGGUGCAGGUUACUCAGUUGUGGUUUCAUGUGUAGCUAUCAACAAGGGGCCGCGUUGUUCUUUGGUUGACCCUGAGAGCUUCAACCAAACACAAUGGACAUACCCUUUUGACAAUGGAGACUACCUGAAGAACCACACUUCCUGGAGCGUGUGCAAACAGCCAACAAAUGCGGUUUCCUGGCACCUGGGCCUGUUCUGCGUGCUGCUGGUGAUGGGUUUGAUCCAGAUCGCUCUGUGCGCCGUGCAGGUGAUAAACGGCCUGCUGGGGGCGCUGUGUGGAGACUGCUGCGGCUGCUGCGGCGGGAGCGAUGGAGCCGUAUAAGCGCCUCCUGUGGAUGAACAGACGGCUGUCCCAUAUUUAUUCUCCGUCCUGAGGAUGACUUUUACGCAUUAAUCUAACUGCUGAAGAGGAGCUUAUUGAUUACAGUGCGUCAUCUGAAAACACUGCAAAAAUGACAGAGCUCUUUUCACGUUCUUAGUUUCCUUUCCUCAUGCAGAUUCUUUUGACUGUGUAUUAUUACUGUUAUUGAUAAUAUAAAGGUUAAUCUGCUGUACAUUGUUUUUACUGAGUUUCUAUCUGCUAUAUGUAUUUAUUUUGUUUCAUGGCUUUGUUGUUUAUUUUUAUUUUCACCCCAGUUGCUUCUUGCUGUUAAUGCUUUAUGAAGUAACAUGACUGCCUCCUGGUGGGCUUCAUUCACCAAAGAUUUUAUCGUACUUUAAAUGGUAAUUAUUACAGAUUUUUUCUGUCGCUUUGGUGCAUUUCUCUUAGCAAAACAUAAGAGUAUUCUCAGAACAAUUUGCACAAACAGUAAAAUACCAUGGAAUAACUGCAAAAGUCAGUUUAUUUCUCAGAAUGCUUAGUUUAUAUCACAGAAAUUAAAUUUCUGUAUCAAUAAACAUGUCUGGACAAAAUUCAUAUUUGCUGUUUUAUUGUAAUUUUUGACAGAUCAUGUUAUUGUAAUUCAGAAAGGAAAAUACAGUUCUGCAUGUUAAGAUUUACAAGACAAAUGUGUGCCUCAAUGUUAUGGAGUUUCAGACCAUUUAAUAGAAACCUACAUAAAUAAGAUGAUAAGUAGUUUGGAGAAUUUCAAAUAUGUUCUGAGAAAUGAGACAAAACAACAGAGAAAAUGUCUUUAAAAAAAUAAAACAAAUAAAAAUAAAGUUGAAAAGG
Messenger RNA from Poeciliopsis prolifica (blackstripe livebearer), 1632 nucleotides. RefSeq names its product transmembrane 4 L six family member 4 (gene tm4sf4). The transcript has 5 exons. The record is from RefSeq and is a predicted model, not a curated record. NCBI's taxonomy places the organism in Eukaryota, Metazoa, Chordata, Actinopteri, Cyprinodontiformes, Poeciliidae. Bases 163 to 783 code for a protein of 206 amino acids. Gene Ontology annotation, cellular component: membrane.